GAGCAAACGGAACGGACUUUGAUACUCCAGCCUCACAUACGGAGCCGAGGAAAAUUCGCGAUUGGGGUCAAACUCUCACUUCUCACCGCUCACUUUCGACUACACUCAAGUGUGACAACGGGCACGAACAAGAGCUCCAACCAAAGCCAACUCUCACACGUCAUACAUCCACUCCAAAGCUCUCAUCAUGGCCACGGUUGAGACCCCCCAGACCGCCGUGCCGGGCAAGAUCCUUGGGCCGACAACGCGGUUCGCUGCCGGCCCAGGAACACACGUCUACAAUGGAAAUGUCGUCGCCUCUCUGCUCGGCGACGUGACUGUCACAGCCUCAGCCAAGGCUCAGGCAGGCCUCACGAAGCGCCUCAACCGUAUCACGCCGCUGUCGCCCGAGGAGCUGGCGACCAUCUCCGUGGCACGCAAGGGCGCAAGCAAGAAGCGCGAGGUGCUCCCCGACGUAGGCAACAUGGUGCUCUGCCGCGUCGUGCGGUUGAUGCCGAAGCAGGCCAUCGUCACGAUCCAGCAGGUCGGCGACACGGUGCUGCAGACGGAGUGGCAGGGCGUCAUUCGUUCUCAGGAUGUGAGGGCUACGGAGAAGGACAAGGUCAAGAUUUAUGAGAGCUUCAAGCCCGGUGACGUGGUACGGGCGCAGGUGAUUUCUCUGGGAGACCAGGCAAACUACUACCUCUCCACCGCUGCCAAUGAGCUGGGUGUCAUCAUGGCCACCAGCGAGGCUGGCAACGAGAUGGUGCCAGUCAGCUGGAAGGAGUACAAGGACCCGGAAACGGGCAUCGGAGAGCCGCGCAAGGUGGCCAAGCCAAACUGAUGGGCGCGUUCUUUCCUCCAUUAGCCUGUCUUUUCACGAUGUGCAGGUCGAGCCGUGGAGCGCUUUGCAGCUGG
Molecule: messenger RNA, 897 nt
Organism: Colletotrichum phormii
Lineage: Eukaryota; Fungi; Ascomycota; Sordariomycetes; Glomerellales; Glomerellaceae
Product: exosome component EXOSC1/CSL4
Exons: 2
Coding region: 188-823 (211 amino acids)
Biological process (GO): RNA processing
Cellular component (GO): nuclear exosome (RNase complex); cytoplasm
Molecular function (GO): RNA binding
Source: RefSeq, a predicted model, not a curated record